AUGAAUUUCCAGGAUGGCAAUCCACUUUCUAUGAUGAGCUCGGUAUAUCGAGGGAAAAAGACAAAAAAUGGUGAAUCUAUGACUCUCGAUGAGAAUGAAAUAUCAACACUUUCACUUUAUAACUCGUUUACUGGUACGAAAGUCUUGGUUAGCUCUUAUCAGUUUACAAACAUCGGUUCUUUUAGAAAGUACGUGAGCGACAUUUUCCACAUUCCAGACCAAAGACUCUUCUUUCUUACAUCAUUUGGCAUUAAACUUAAGUUUGCAAUGCUGGUACACGAGGAAGUGAAUCAGAUCUUUGUGUAUGAUCGGAAAUUUUUUGAUCCUGCACUUCUCAAUCCCGAAACAGCUAGUCAGUUGAUUGAAUCUCUGCUAACUGAUAUCCAAAGCUUGGAUUUGGUCAGCAUGAUUAAACCGUUACCAUCACCACUUACAGAUUCCCAGCUAACAUCAAUAGUGAGCGAUCUAAAUGUGAAAAUGGCUUCGGAUGAUGCAUCGGCUGGAAGUUUGAGCUCUACACAAUUGGAUUUGGCGGCUUUAAGAACUUUUCUCAGCUUCAUGAGGAGAAACAUUGGCUGGGAAUCUGCGCUUUUAUCUGAUUUUAAGAGCACUAUAUUCAGUGAGAGCAGCAUUGAUGGAACUCGUGAGGUUGAGAACAUUCUAACCUCAUUAAACGUCCUUAUUCAAUACAUCAACGGAACAUAUAAGGAGAUGGAGAAGCUGUUUAACAAGUCCGUGGAUGAUUUUAUUUCAUUGCAGGAUAGGAGUAUUCACCAAACAUGGGAGGAAGAUUAUAAUAGAUUGGCCCAAUUACGUUUUAGUGUUUCUUCAACAAGCGAAGCGGCAUUUUCCACUUCUCUGACAAGACAUAACGGUGCAUCUCUAUGCUUAUCAUCUCUAGUUGACAAGACAGUACUUUCCGAAAAUGCAGCAAGAGCAGAAAAGUUAAUUGGAAGUAUUAAAACGUUGCUUGCGAGACUUCGGGCGAUUAUAAGAAAGGAAAUGAGUGGUCCAAGAAAGUCCCUUUUAAAGGAGUACGAAUACUACAAGAUCCGGUUUGUCAAAAAGGCAGACAAGUCCAAACAAGAAGCACUGGCAACAGAGUAUAACUCGAAGCUUGAGAAGUUCCGAGUGCUUGUUGAAUCAUCAAUGCUAUAUGGAAAGGAUCUUCCCCAGUUUGAAGAGCUUAUCACAACUACCAGUGCGGAUUCAUCAUUUCUCUCGCCAACUGCAAUUCAUAAAAUAAAAAAGCUCAUCGAAUCUUAUAACCAAUUAAAGGAGAAUGAGAUUUCGCAAAUAGAAGAUCUUGCAACUCAGAUGUACCAGAUACAGACGCAACGGUUUGGAUUAAGGCAUGAAUUACAAGCGAAAAUCGUGCAGACGACUCUUGCCACUUUAGUCUCCUUACAGCUAAAAAUGCUUCAGGCCAAUAAGUUCAUGGGUGAAAAUAUUGGAGGUAAGCUGAACGACUUGCGCAAUUGUGAGUUGCAACUUGCAGUGGUGGCAGAUCUGCCAUUAGCAUUCGGAAUUUUGAUUAUUGCGUUUCUCGGCAACAAAAAGCACGGCAUGUGCUUGGAGAAGCUGUCACACAAAUCCUCUGAGGUUAUAGAAAUGAUGUCCUCGCUUGAGAAAGAAAAUAGAGAAACAUGGCUAGAGCAGUUUAUAGAAAGAAUGGGUGAGGACCAGUCGUUAUUUAAAUUUGAUAAAGAUCUGAAGGCUGUGUUUAUCAACAGAAAUCUUCCAACAUACAGAAAUGAGGACGGCGGCAGUACCCGGAAUAAAAACAGUGCCGACAACAGAAAUAUUACUCGAAUCCGGAGAGCAUCGGCAAGCUCGAUAAAUGAACCGUCACAUGCUGGAUAUCUGGACAUAUUAGGAAAUAUAUUAAAGCAUAUAAACGGUCGGCCAUCACGUGUUAGCAGUGCGGAACAGGCGAUUCCAGAAAUUGAGACAAAUAUUACAACCGCAAGCGAUAAAGUUGACAGUCCAGGAAUGUUUGCAAACAUAGGUGCGCAUGUGGCAGUCAGUGAUAUAGUUGACUAUAUUAAGAAUCUUGAGUCGGUUUCAAUUGAUAAAGCGGUAGUCAGCCAGCUUCAACGUUACUUAAACAGUUUGAGUGUGGCUGCUGAUACGCAACCGAGUGAUAAUGGCAGUAGUGGAGAUAUUCAGAUGAAUGAAUACGGAAAUUUGGGGUCCAUGGAUGCUGCCGACAAAGUCUACACGAAGUUUUUGCGCAAAUACUUGAAGAGCUUUGAGGUGGAUGGUCUUGCGAUUGAGAUGAAGGAGGUGAAAAGUUACCAGAAGGAUAAGCAACAGGAAGCUUUGGUGGAAGGGUAUAGAAGCCGGAUAAAGCGGCUUGAAAAUCUUCUUCAUGAGCAAACAUACAAGCAGUUCAAUGAGCAAUGGUCGCAUCAUCCGGUAAUGAUUCAAUUUAAUGGAGAAGAAGUGGCUAGCAAUACGGAUGAUGUCUCAAAUAAGGGAGAGUCUAAUGAGAUGGAAAAUGCAAUUGAGCUGAAUCGGAGAGUUGUGAAUUUACCGCCCAGUGUUGAUGAGGAGAAGAUCAAGAACCUUGAAUUGGAAAAUAAGGAAUUAAAGGCCGAAAUACAGAAGAUUGAGCAGUCCAGUGAAGGUGAAGCUGCAAAUAAGAUGAAAAAGGAGCUUGCAGAUCUCAGGUUGGAGCUUGAUGUUUCGCAAAAGGAGAGUCUGGAAAAAGCGCAUGAGGUGGAAAAGCUCAAGAAGCAAACACAGGUUGUUAUUUUGCAGAAGGAAAAGAUGGAAAAGAAGCAGAAGCAGAUGGAAGAGAAGAUUAAGGAGCUGGAAAAGAAGAAUGAAGAUGUCAAGAAUACAAAUAACGACUUAAUUGAGAACUUGUCCCAGAAGGAGGACGAGUUCAAAAAGGAGUCGCAGAUGAAUCAGCGUGAGAUCAACGAGUUGAAGUUGAAAAUCGAGGAGUUGGAAGAUGAUCGGAAGGAGGUCUUUGAAGUGGAAGAUGAAGGCAAGAAUUUCAAGUAUGAGCAACUUCUAGGUGGGUUGAACGAUGCUAGCACGCUUGUUGAUAGCAUAAUAAUGAAACUGGUAACAUUUAUCAACCGUAGCCACGAAGAUAUGGUGACAUUUUGUCUUUUACUAGAGUCUAUUGGUCUAAUGCUGGCAUUAGACGACAAAGGUGGCUUUGCUGUGCAGAGAGUGAAGGGACUAAGGGCGAAAAAGAAGAAAUUGCUCUCGGCAGAGAUGGAAAACACUAUCGAAGAGAAAAUUUCCGACUCAACUAUCGAGGAUGCGUUGCUGGAAGUUGUUGCGGAGGAUGUUGUACAAAAUUCCUACCAAAGUAUGGAGAAACUUCAACUUACGGAUCUUACUGAUUUGUCGAGAGACGAAGAUAAAGACAUAGAAAUGGUUGAAACCGAGAAUGAGGGUGAACAUAGCCAAACAAGUUCUGAUAAUGGUAAGGCAUUGGAUCAUCUAAGCCACUUGAUGGAUCGGUGGAAAGAUCUAGAUAAAAGUAAGCAAUUCAACGAAUUUAUGACAAACACGUUUUUGGACAGGAAGAUGCUUAUUGAAAAAGUUUUCGGAAGAUUUAAUGACGUGGAAACAUUGGCAAGAAGACUCCAAAAAGAGAAAAAUGCACAAAGAGUCGAUAUUACCAGUUUGAGAUACGAACUGGGCCACAGACUUGCAAUCAGGAACUUCAAAAAUGGUGAUCUGGUUCUCUUCUUGAGAACACUCAACCCUACACCAUAUGAAGAUGUUGACUAUGAACUUUCCGCUUUGAAUCGAAGUGAGGAGGAGGAAAAAGAGCAAACCAAGCAGCCUUGGGCCAUUUUCAAUAUGGGAGCGCCUAAUUACUAUCUUAGGGAAUUAAAGAGUUCUGGAAUGCCUGUUAAUAUGACGAAACGUGAUUGGUUCGUGGGUAGGAUUGUGAAAAUAGAGACGAUGUCCGUCAAUGAGAGCAAUUACAAUGAUAAGACACAGAAUCCAUUCAAGCUUGCAAUUGGGUUUACUUGGUAUCUCGUGGAUGCAAAUGAGGAGAUCAAUGAGGAUUGA
Molecule: messenger RNA, 4044 nt
Organism: Brettanomyces bruxellensis
Lineage: Eukaryota; Fungi; Ascomycota; Pichiomycetes; Pichiales; Pichiaceae
Exons: 1
Coding region: 1-4044 (1347 amino acids)
Biological process (GO): reticulophagy; autophagy of peroxisome; positive regulation of protein phosphorylation
Cellular component (GO): phagophore assembly site membrane; extrinsic component of membrane; Atg1/ULK1 kinase complex
Molecular function (GO): molecular adaptor activity; protein kinase binding
Source: RefSeq, a predicted model, not a curated record